UUUAGGGCAUGCAACCAAACUGAUUUAGAGAAGUAUGCAGUGCCAUACAUUUGCAAGUAACAAGCUACGCAAAAAGUUUGUCAAAGUUCAGGUGUGGGAUUAACAUUGAUGUUCAUGGUGAGUUGGAAAAGCAGUUCUUCUCCAUAUUAGAAUUGAACUUCCAUAACUUUACUAAGGAAGCCAGAAGGAUACCUUGCUACUAAGGAAAAGCAAUUCUUCUCCAUAUUCAUUCUUCCAAGAUGUAACUUGACCUCCAUUCAAGUAAACCUGUCCACAGAUGGGGGUGAAAAAAACACAAGUCACUCCUCUCUUCAAUAAAAAUUCAUGAUAUUUGAAGUUCAACUUCUAGAAUUACGUAAAAAGAUUUGAGAAAACAGAAUCUGAACUUUCUUCCAUCACAACAAUUAUGACUGCCGUCUCUCUUCCGAUUCAAAGCAAAAGGAUAGUUAUAUCACGGCUUGAAAUGGAUUGAUACUAACGGUGAGCCAACUGACCUUCCAUCGUUUUCACAGACCCUAAAUUCUGAUAAACUGCACCUCACUAGAGAAGUAUUAACAUCUAUUUCGCAUAAAACAAUCCCUUCUCCAACUGUUCUCCAAGCUCCCAAUUCGGACACUCAAAAUACUUGUCUAGCCAACAAAUCAUUUCAGUAGUUUGCCUAUGCUACCAGUAAACGUCGAAUCAGCAGCAGGAAUCAUUCAUUUAUCAUGUCAAGACUCACAGAUGAAGGUAAUGGAUCAGACCAGAGUUGCACAGAACAAUGUGAAAGGGAAAAUAAUCGGCGUAGUGCUCCUACCAGAUCCACCGGAAAAACGUUCUGAAGUUGGGAUUCAAUAUACUUCGGAAAGAAAUUUCAAAGCUAGGAUCCAGGCAACUGAAGUGAUAAAUGCCUGGAGCAAACCAUAAGCAACGAACACAAGCAUUCCUCCUCUGUCAAUCUCCACAAAUCCAUUGAUCCACUGGCUGAAAUAAAUGCUUCCUCGAUGGGAAAUUCGACUCAAACGAAUUGUGGCCACCGCAAUCAUCAUUCAAAUUCUCAAUCGUAACAGCAACAGAGCACAAAUGACGACGACAUUGUUGAAACCAGCUACGUUCGAUCAGCUCAAAUUUUGAUACGGAUCCGCGCGAAGGGAGAAAUGUGCAUCUGAGUGAACAAAGGAAGGGAAGCGAAGAAAGCGAGGGAAAGCAAAAACUACCUCAGCAGAUUGGCCACGGACCUCGCGCAGGAUGACCUUAUCGAGGCCAUUAACGCCCGUACAGAACUCCACGUACUUCUUCUCCCCGCCUCCGCCUCCCUCAAACGACGACAUUUCUCCGGUUCUUCCCCGCCGUCCCUGUUCUUCUGCUUAUCCCACUCGAGAGAGAGAGGCGAGGGAGAAGAAGAAUGAAUUGAAGAAGCGGAAGCAGCAGAGGCCUGAGCGUGAUGCGGAAACAGUAUUGAUGAGUGACGAUCUCAGGAGGAGAUUGGUGUCGCCGUUUGGUGAUAUGAAUUUCAACGUCAGGAGACGAUCGAUGACAACAAGAAUUCCUUCGGUUAUGAUUUGCUGAUGUAUGAUUGUGGAGAGAGAUUGGAAGAACUCGCAGUUUCCUCCGGUUCGACAGACCCUUCCAGAAUAUUGAAUGCUAGCAACUAGCAAGUGGCCCUCGUAUAAUAUUUUUGGAUAUAUAACAAUUUGCACUUUUUACAUAUUUCUUUUAUUGUACAUUUUGACAAUAUAUUUUUUUCAAUGAUUGCUGGAUCUAGGGAUGGCAAUGGGUCGGGUUGGGUCGGGUUUUGUCAAACCCAAACCCAUAUCCAUGGGUUUAUCCGUGUAAAAAAUUCGGGGUAAAACCCACUGGGUUUGAAAAACUCAAACCCAACCCAACCCGCUGGGUAUUCGCAGGUUCAUGGGUACCCACGGGUUUUUGUCGUAAAAAAUUACAAUAACAAGUUCCUAUCGAAAUUAAAACCAAAUAUCAAUCUCUCAAUACAAAUUAUUCAUAUAUAAAACACCAUUCUAGAAAUUCAAGCAAAUCACAAAUUAACUAUACAAAUUGUUCAACAUCAAUCUAGAAAACUCAAGAAAAUUGAAGCAAAUCAUAAAUUAUCCAUAAAUAACAUGAUUAAUUGAAAACUUCUUCCUUUCAAUUAAGUUUCUUCACUCUCCACUCGAUAACAUCAACUUCGUUCUACACAAUUAGAAAGAAAAAUUAGAGAUGUCUCCACAAACAUAAAUAAGAUUAGUUGUUUAGAAUAUUAAAUAUACCGAGAAAAUUAAUUAUAUGGGUGUGGGCGGGUACCCAUGGGUCGGGUUUACCUAAACCCAAACCCAACCCAACCAAAUGAAUAGUGAACGGGUUUAAACCCAAACCCGGCCCAAAACCCGUCAACACGAAUUUUACCCGCGUUGACCGGGUUGGAUCGGGUGGGUACCCGUGGGUUCGGGUUUUGUUGCCAUCCCUAGCUGGAUCCAAUAUUUAAAUUGAGGAUGUGAUCAAUAAUUUCAUUCUUAGACCAACUCUUUGAGAUUUCAUUUGGCAAUAUUCAAAAUUCAUUCUAUGGAAUAAAUUUUUAUAUAAUCUCACAUUUUUAACAACAGAUCAUUUUCAGUGUUAAAACGUAAAAAUAAUCAUUGUUUAAAGUUGAUAGCCCGUUCACUUGCCAUUUCGUUUUUUCAAAAUUGCUUAACAGAAAACAAAUUGAAAUGAAAACGAAGCUGUCAUUUUCUGAAAAACAAAACCUGAAGAAAACUUGUUUAGCUGAGAAUUUUGGUGAAUUCUAAAACUGAAUUCUAAAAAUGAAAACCUGUUUAGUUACUUCAUUCUGUUUUCUGAUACUGAUUAUCACAACUUUUUCAUUGUGUAUCAUACAAGUCUAAUCAUGAUUAUCAAACUACCAUUUAAUAAAUCAAUUUCCGCAGAAAACGGGGAGAAACCCGUGUACCCCAUUUUGAAGAAACAACUAUUUGUUGUUUUCUGGCAGCUGCACCAAUAUUUCUAUUUGGUUUCCCCACGGAAAAACAAAAUUGGAAGUGAACAAGUUUUUUUAUUUGUGUUUUCAAAUUUCUAUUGUGGAAAGAAAAAAUAGAAAACAAAAUGGCAAAUGAACAGGGAAUGAAUGAGUCUAGUUUGUUUAUUGGGUUGGGUUUAUAUAAUUUAGAUUGGUCCGAACUUUACACAGACUACUUUAGCCGAAAUUUUCAAAAAUCUUUAUUAUGUCUUUAACUUUACACUAUUUGGGCUACUUUGUCCUGAUUCGUGGGUUGACGGUCAUGUUGGAUGGUCAACAUAUUGAAUAUUAGUAAGUUGGCACAUAUUGCUAAUGUGGAUGCCUCGUAGUCUAGAAAUUUAAUAAAAUAAUUUAAAAAAC
Molecule: messenger RNA, 3349 nt
Organism: Linum trigynum
Lineage: Eukaryota; Viridiplantae; Streptophyta; Magnoliopsida; Malpighiales; Linaceae
Source: the annotation of a GenBank genome assembly